Messenger RNA from Malania oleifera, 2243 nucleotides. RefSeq lists its product as uncharacterized. The record is from RefSeq and is a predicted model, not a curated record. The coding region runs from base 189 to 1907 and encodes 572 amino acids. The transcript is spliced from 5 exons. Gene Ontology annotation, biological process: cortical microtubule organization. NCBI's taxonomy places the organism in Eukaryota, Viridiplantae, Streptophyta, Magnoliopsida, Santalales, Ximeniaceae. Gene Ontology annotation, cellular component: cortical microtubule.
GUCAGUGUGCAGAUCUAAAGAAGAAGCUCUCUCUCUCUCUCUCUCUCUCUAAAUAGAAAGAAACUAACAAGAAUUGGUUUCUAGGGGACUUUGCAUCUGCUGCACACCGUGGUAGAUCUCUCUUCACCUCCGGCGCACAUUUUGCUGCGCGGCGAUGACUCUGGUGUUUGACUCGUAGGCCGGCGGCGAUGAAUCGAAGCGUCAACUCCAGGGAGUCGUUGGUCGGAGGGAGGAAUAUCCUGGACGGAUCCCUGCACCGGCGGGGUCGAAGUCUCACCGGAUUCUCCAAAGAGGCGGCCGAGAAUUUGGAUCUCUUCUCCAAAAACCGCCGGACUCUGUCUGUUGCGUCGUCCGACGAAUCCGAAGUUUCGCUGAAAUUGGGGAGACUUUCAGUUGGACCAGCGAAGGCAGUUAGGACUGGAAUUGAUGAUCUGUUGUCAUCCGCUGAUGGAGGAAAACAUGAUUACGAUUGGCUUCUCACACCCCCUGGAACUCCUCUAUUUCCUUCUUCGGAUGGAAGUGAAUCUCAAACAACCUUAGUGGCCCCAAGAAGCAGCUCUGUAGCUAGAUCAAGCUCUACAACUAAAUCUUCAAGGCUUUCAGUGACACAAUCAGAGAGUAACAAUGUCUCAAGACCAACUAGAAGCAGUUCAGUGACUCGGCCUUCUGUCUCUACUACACAAUACAGUUCCUAUUCCUCAGCUAGAUCAUCCUCAUCCAUCCUCAACACCAGCUCAGCUUCGGUCUCAUCAUACAUUAGGCCUUCAACCCCUACGAGUCGCUCUUCUACAGCUAGAUCAUCCACACCAUCUGCCCGUCCAACACUUUCACGAUCCUCAACUCCAUCUAAAGCCCGCCCAGUGUCCACCUCUUCAUCAAUUGACAAAGCUCGACCAUCCCAAAAUUCUAGACCCUCCACUCCAAGUUCUAGGCCACAAAUCCAGGCAAAUUUAAAUUCGUCAACAGCUCGGUCAAAUUCUCGGCCAUCAACCCCCACUCGACGCAAUCCAUCUUCUUCUCCACCUGUGCCAAGUCUAUCAGCCUCAGUUGGGCGUGUUCUAUCAAAUGGGCGAAAUCCAGCACCAUCAUCCCGACCAAGCUCCCCAGGUCCACGGAUCCGGGCCCCACAACAGCCAAUCAAUCUUCCUGAUUUUCCACUUGAUACACCACCAAACCUGAGGACAACUUUGCCAGAUAGGCCACUCUCAGCAGGUAGAUCCCGGCCAGGGGUUGCUGUCACUGCAAAGGGCAACUCAGAGGCUUCUGGCCCCACUAAUUUGCCUAGAAGACAGUCAUCACCCAUUGUCACUAGGGGAAGACUUGUGGAACCUGCUGGAAAGGGGCGCUUGCAUGCCAAUGGCCAUGUUGAUUUACCAGAGUCUCGAAAAGGUGCACAUGUCUCAGAAAUGACAACGAGGAAACCUGUAAAAACUUCGACAGCCACAGAGAGCACUGGAUUUGGGAGGACGAUCUCCAAGAAAUCACUGGAUAUGGCUAUCCGGCAUAUGGACAUAAGAAGCAGUGCAGGUCGCCCACUGUCGGGCACCUCCCUCUUCCCUCAGAGCAUUCGCUCUGCCACUGCCAAAACCCACUCUAGCCGUGCAACAAGUGCUCCAGCUUCUGUCAACAUCAAUGGAAGUCCGCCUUUCAGUAAUGGCAGAAUAUCAGAGAAUGGAAACGGAAACUAUAAUAGUAGGUCUCCAGAACUUGGGAGUGAAGGCGAUCAUUUUUCUGCAAAGGUGAGUGAAAUCGACAUGUUUGAGAGCUCCAGAUACGAUACCAUUCUGUUGAAGGAGGAUUUGAAGAGCACAAACUGGCUGCAUAGCGUGGAUGAUAAUAAGUCGGAUCAAGGACCCAUCUUUGGCAAUGGGUUUGAGCUUCUGCCUGAGCCUUUUGGCCCCUUAUAGUCUCUGGAAGUGUGUGUGCUAUUAUUAUUUUUUGACAGUCGUAUUUAUUUCCUUCAAAUGAUUUUCCUGCUGCUGAAGAAUGGAAUAUGUCAAUUUUGCAUAUUUUACUGCAGUAAGAUGCAUUUGUGGAAGGCUGGUGGGAGGGCGAAAAUGUUGAGGUUCCAAAUUGUAUUGUCGAGUCCUGCCCGUAUUAUUGGAUGGGUUUGUUUUGAGAGGAGUCUACCAGGGAGAUGGAGGGAUAGAGGGCUAAAAUGUAUAUGCGUUCGUGGGGACUGGGAGAAACCAAUCAAAUCAGUUUGAGAAAGAAUUGAAUGUAAUCGAGUUCAUUUGAUUUUA